GGUUGUUGUCAACCUGCUUCUCCCGUCUAGUGGAUACGAACGUGCUGGUUGUAUGCUUGCAUAGUCAUUUUGUGUCAUAGCUUAAGGCGAGCAUGGAAGUGAGGACAAUACAGGACUAACACUCUGGAGCCUCCCUCCAACAUGUGGCUGUGGGGCAGCGCUAGAACUAUCCGGAGGAGGAUGCUGUGUUUGUGGUUGUUGCUCGUCGGAUUGCUUAUUUUGGCACUCUCUGAUCUCUUCAACGGUGGCACUCCGCAGGAACCCGCAACUUCACGGCGGACCCUCGGUCCACCGGACGACUUGGAUCUCAUGGUGCAAUCCCAAAACGCAGCGUUGGAGCUUGUAGCUGACUUCCCCAUCAACUCUCUUCAAGAGGACCAGCUUCUGUUCGUGGGGUCCACGCAGGGCACGAAGAACCCUCCGCACAAUAAGAAGUGGGGUUACAAGGUGCUCCUGCCUGCAGCGAAGAAGCAGGAUCGUGAGUGGAAAGAAAAAGUCUCACUGCCUGAGGUGCGACACCCCGAGUGUCUAGGGGAGCUGUAUAGUGAAUCACUGCCUUCUGCCAGUGUUGUCAUCUGUUUUCAUGACGAGGCUUGGGCCAUUCUUUUACGCACGUUGCACAGCGUCCUCAACACAGCACCUAAAGCCUUUUUAAUGGAGCUCCUUCUAGUGGACGACUUCAGUACUCAGGAUAACCUGAAGACUAUGCUGAGUGAGUAUGUGUCAAAUCUGGAUGGGGUGCGUUUGAUCCGCAGCACUAAGCGUCUGGGUGUAGGUGGGUGUCGCAGCCUGGGUGCAUCCAGAGCUUCAGGGGAGGUCCUGGUGUUCAUGGACUCACACUGUGAAUGCCACAGUGGCUGGUUGGAACCACUCCUGGAGAGAGUGGCCCAGGACAGGACCAGAGUAGUUUCCCCGCUCAUGGAUGCGAUCCACUGGCAGACUUUUCAGUACAACGCCACCCAGUGGCCAGUGUGGGGAGUUUUCAACUGGAACCUGGACUUCUAUUGGGAAUCCAAACCAGAAGUGCUGGACAAGGACCCAGACUUGGCGGUUGAACCUGUACUGAGUCCAGCAUUAGGAGGAGGGGUUCUGGCCAUGGAUAGACAUUUCUUCCACAAAGUGGGAGCUUAUGAUCCCGGGAUUCUGCUGUGGGGAGGGGAGCAAAUUGAGCUGUCGAUCAGGGUAUGGUCAUGUGGGGGCUCCAUGGAGGUGGUUCCGUGCUCCCGCGUGGCCCUCGUAGACCACCAGCACCACCUGCCCUACCGUUUCCGAGACCAGGAGCAGAUUGAGAGGAACAAGAUCCGCAUAGCCGACACCUGGAUGGAUGCAUACCGUAAGAUCUUUUACAGGAGGGACACUUUGGCUCAUUUUAUCAGGCAGUCUGAGAGCUCGAAUAUUACUGAGCGCCUGCUGCUGAAGAGGACUUUGGGCUGUCGGGACUUCCACUGGUACCUGACAACAGUUUAUCCCCAACUUUACAUUCCUCAGGACAGACCAGGACUGUCAGGCGAGCUGUACAACAUCGCAUCUGGCGGCUGUGUGGACUACCGCCCUGGGCAUGGUGGAGCCAUAAUCAUAGCGCCAUGCAGCGGGACAGGCAGCCAGCACUGUGAUCUAAACUCCGAUGGAGAAGUGCGAUGGGGUCCUGAGGGGGUUUUGUGUAUGGUUGCCGCUGAAGAGCUGGUGGUCCUCUCUGAGUGUGCGAGCCACCCACCAAUCAGCAACAAGCACCAGUGGAAGUUCAUGAAGCUGAGCGGCCAGCUGGUGCACCAACAGUCUCAGUUGUGUCUGGAAGCUGUGAAACAGAGCAUCCCACUGAGCGAAGUCGGCUCCCACUCAAGUGCGGGCGAUCUCUUCCUGCGGCCCUGCACACCUCAUUCCACACAACAGUGGCACUUUGAGCAACUGGUGUCUCCCUAAUGAGCCGAAAAUGGACUUUAGGAGUUGCAACAUGUGAAUGCCAGGUAUUAUUAGGUAUAAAUAGUGACUCACAGUAUGUUAAAAUGUUGGAGAUAAAUAUUCACAAUAUGGACAAAACGUGUAGGGCACACCUGCUAAUACCACCUGAAUCUUAAUUGUUUAUUUUACCUAGGUCCUUGAUGGCACGAUUGACCCUCACAGCGACCUCUGACACACUCCAACAUUUAGUAGAAAGUCUUCCCAUAAGAAUGGAAGCUUUUAUUUAUUAUUAAGAAAUGCCAUAUUUUCCUACCUUCACAGUAUUUUUGUCCAUAAAGUGUGCAUUUGUAUUAUAAGUAGGGCUGUCACAAAUAGUGCGUUAACGGUGGUAACUGAUUAAUUUCAUUAAUUAGGUUAAACUGUUUAGUGUCAUUAACGUAUGCGCAUCACGUCGAGCCACAUCUCGCUGUUAUGCCGACAGACGGCGGCACAGUGUAGCGUCCCCGCAGUCGCAGAGUUGGCCUCUCUCACAUCAACGGCAGUGCAAUUCCAACACCAUAUAUGUAUCUCCAACUCACAAACACGUCUCUAGUCAGCUCGUCCUGAGAACGAGACUUCCUCAUUGUCACUCGGUGACAGCGAGGCGCAUUGACAGACACUCCGAAAAUCGCAACGUCUUUAUUAUGUGUAUGUGCGGUCUAAAUAAACAGAAAUAGAAAGAAAAACAACAAGUGGAUUUUUAAAAUCACUCUCUUCAUAACUGUUAAUGCCGAAGUACAAUAUGCUGCAUUUAAGUAUGCUCGGAAAUCCCAGAAACUACACUCAAAACGUGAAUGCAACUUAAGUUGUAUGGUGUCUUUCACCGCAACCCUACAUGGCUCAUUAUAACGAGGUUAAAAAGUGUGAUUCAAAUGUUGUGCUACUAUUAAAGAGACUAGCGUUAGCUGUAAGUCGAUUUUCAGACAUCUUUUAGCUUGAUUUCAAUUUCCAUUUCAUUUGAAGCUGUUAAUACAUACAAAUUGUCCAGUCAUUUAUCUUUCUGUUUAUAAAAUACAGCAAAAAUUGCCGUAUUUCACACACAACGGUGAUUAAUUAUGAUGAAUUAAUUUGAAACCCGUGACUAAUUUGAUUACAAAUUUUAAUCAUUUGACAGCCCUAAUUAUAAUACAUUUUGGAUAACACUUUGCCAUAUCACUGCGGUUUUCCUGUUUUAAGGAUUAUUGUUUGUACUCUCAUAUUUUAAUAUACUCAGACUACAGUAUAUUAGCUGAAGAACAUGAUUUUUUUUUCAAACUGCUAACUUAAAGUGCCAUCGUACAGUACAUGUGUGUUUCCCACCAUAUUGUAAGUACACACGUUUCAUUACACUCGGAAAUUAUUAUAUUAUUAUGUAUUGUAUAUUAUAAUAUUACCAGUAUUAUUUAUUCAUUCAUCAUUAUUAUGAAAUAUCUUUAAAAUAUGAAUCAAUACAUUGAAACAGUUUGUAUCUGUGGACCUGGUUUGCACUUUAAACCGUCAUACAGCACCAAUGAACCACGCAUUGACGCUCUUACUUUGAAAACACAAGUUACAUUUCCUUCCAUCAGCAGCAGAGGGAGCAGUUUGCCUUCAUAUUCUCCCUCCUUGCACACUUUGCUGAUGCUUAAGCUGUGGUAUACUGUGUGAGUGUGAGAGCGAUUGCAGCCUGUCAUGCCAUUAGCGUCCGACAAACAAGUGUCACGUGCUGGGUCACUUGAUACAAUUAGAUACGUUUCGAACAAAAGUCACAAUUCAAGAGAAGAAAUGGGAGACCGCGUGGGGGAAACGGGGGAAGACCCUGACACACUACAAGGACCUCUCCUUGCCUGAAGUCAUUGGGAGCUAAUAGCCGCUUUGACUGUGUCACAUUAAAAAGCUCUUGGUGCACUUAGCCCAGUCAAGUGCGUGGCACCUUUUCAAUGAAAGGCUGUCUGCAGCUCCAAGGCAAAGAGGUCAGAGACUCAUAACGUGAUGGUGAUUAAUACUGCGCAAUGGCUUCUCCAAGUUACAUAAGUGCUGUGUAUGGGCUACGGCCAUGAUGUAAAAAAUGCUUUAUCGCUGCUCGGGGUCCUCCAGAGGUCACGGCGGAAUAGUAGAUUGUGGCAUGACAGAUUUGAUUUGUUUUUAAUGGGUUCGGACAACAUCAGGUACACCUGCACAUUCUAAUUACAUGCAGUACAGUACAGUACCAAGAUAUUAAUGCUUAUUUUUGAUUAGCACUAUCAAAGAUGUAUUAAAUUAGCAAUAUUUACUGAAUAAGCAAUACCUGUCCGUCAAUACUGAGCAUUAUUGGAUCUCUUUAGAAACUGGCCUCCUGUGUUACUUUGUGUCUUGUCAGUAUAUAACUUUUAUAAACCUCCACCUCAAGCUUUAACUUCAAUUGAAUGGAACACUUUUCAAGUUAACAGAAAUGUCUAAUUGUCUACUUAAAAAGUUCAAGUGUUUAAAAGGUUAAACAUAAAAUGCUCCAUCUACAGUAUGUAAGAACUGUCAGGAUGUUGAGACUGACUCAACAGCGUCUGUGGUGGUAUACUGGAUGUGUUAGCCACAACAUUGACAAGCAUUUUUUGAUGUCAUUGAUUUAAAUCUUAUAAUUAUUUAUCCCCGAAUUUAAUAAAAGUCACAAACGUAUUUUUCACUAGUAACAAAUAAGCAAGUGGUGAGAAAGACAUGCGCGAGUGACUUCAUCAUUUCUUGUAUUGAUCAUUAAGGCUGAUCAUAAAAAUUCAAACCAAGGUUUGAACUUUUUUUGAGAGUGUUUAAACAAGAGAAAAAUGUGAGAAAAUGUUAUUGCCUGUCUGAGAAAAGUGUAUAAAGUGUAUGGUGAGGGUUUUUUACGGCCUUAAAAAAAUUAAGUUGGCUACUUCACGGAUUUCACUUAUUGCGCACUAUUUUGAGAACAUACCCCUGCGAUAAACGAGGGAACGCUGUACUAUAUUCUAUAUCAGGUUACUAUAUAAGGUUACCUAUACUAUAUGAUACCUGUACUACACUGCACUAG
Molecule: messenger RNA, 4918 nt
Organism: Dunckerocampus dactyliophorus (ringed pipefish)
Lineage: Eukaryota; Metazoa; Chordata; Actinopteri; Syngnathiformes; Syngnathidae
Product: polypeptide N-acetylgalactosaminyltransferase 15-like
Exons: 10
Coding region: 142-1920 (592 amino acids)
Cellular component (GO): Golgi apparatus
Source: RefSeq, a predicted model, not a curated record